AUGGCGCUUUCAAGUUCUCUCGCAGCUCAAUCGGGGCUGACAGCUAAUUCUCUGAUCGCUUCAUCUGACGCAGACUCCAUCCGACAAGCUGUACGAUGUGAAGCGGAAUUGCUCUCGACCUCCCCACGCCCGUACCCGACAGACCUCAACUGUGCUAUCCUCGAGGAAACCGAGUCGGAAAACAAUUCCGAUACCGAACCCGCGCCCGCGCGAUUCAACACGCCGCCUUCGCCUGGCUCACCACCACUCGAAAUGGCAUUUCCUACUCGACAUUCUGGCACCAACGGGGUCACCCAGAAUGGCCAGGGCCAAGAUGGCGCCUCAGCGACAACUGAUGACAUGAGGAAAAAGGUCCGUGCCUCAACCGGGCUAGGCAUCAGGGGUCGAGCUGUCAACUUUGUCAGCGCGAACGUGCCAGGAAGAGAUAAGGACAAGAAGAGAACGAAGCGACGAGCUAAUAGCUUCGAUGGGCGCAAGGAUACUCAGGCUCUUCCACCCGCUGCCAUGGGUACUGGUGCCAAGGCGCGGCGCAUGAGUCUGAGCCUCCCGGACGAUUUCACAGUCGAUGUCGCCGAACUGCUUACUGAAUACGAGUAUCAACACAAGUUUCUCGGACGUCACGGCAAGCAUCUCGGGAAGGGUGCUACAUGCAAAGUUACCCUGAUGGCCCGCAAAGGUUCACCUGGUGAACUAUACGCUGUAAAGGAAUUCCGUGGAAAAUCCGGUCGCGAGUCACAGGAGGAAUACGAGAAGAAGAUCAAAUCGGAAUAUAGCAUCGCCAAGAGUUUACACCACCCAAACAUUGUUGAAACUGUUCGUCUCUGUACUGAUCACGGACGAUGGAAUCACGUCAUGGAGUACUGUGCCGAAGGCGAUUUGUUCGGCCUUGUCGAGAAGGGCUACCUCAAGCAGGAGGCGCGCAUGGUUGACCGACACUGCCUGUUCAAGCAACUCGUCCAGGGAGUUAACUACUUGCAUUCCAAUGGCAUCGCCCACAGGGACAUCAAGCUCGAGAACUUACUCAUCACUCGCGACAGCAAGCUUAAGAUUACUGAUUUUGGCGUGUCCGAGGUAUUUUCCGGUAUCCACCCUGGUUUGCGAGAGGCCGGCGGGGUGUGUGGCAAGAACAUGGGAGACGUGCGCCUUUGCGCUCCCGGUAUCUGUGGCAGCGAGCCCUAUAUUGCCCCCGAAGUCUUAGCGAAGAAGGCCGAGUACGACCCCCGCGCCCUUGAUGUCUGGAGCUCUGCUAUCAUCAUGGUCAACUUGAUUUUGGGGAAACCUGUGGAGCAAGGCAUCGCCCAAAGAUCCCAAUUAUCUGCCUUUGCUGAAAGGCUGGGAUGA
This is a messenger RNA of Parascedosporium putredinis, 1341 nucleotides long. The record is from the annotation of a GenBank genome assembly. Lineage: Eukaryota; Fungi; Ascomycota; Sordariomycetes; Microascales; Microascaceae.